AUGGGCUACGGGGAGAAAUUUUUAUGUGAACUUUCAUUCCACAAAACUCGCCAUUUAAGGAAUCCAUACAAUGAGAACUUACCAGUGAAGAUAAGUAGAGAUUGUCAGGAGCUGGAGCCCUCUAUUGGAGAGCAACUGGCGUCGUUGCUUUAUCUUGAACCUGAUGGUGAACUUAUGGCCGUUUCAGUUGCAGCCGAGUCUAAACGGGAAGAAGAGAAAGCAAAGGGAGUGAAUCCAGAUAAUGGAGGAGAAAAUCCAGAUAUUGUUCCAUUUGAAGACAAUGAAGAAGAGGAAGAGGAAGAAAGUGAUGAAGAGGAGGAGAGUUUUGGUCAUGCUGUAGGGCCAGCAGGUCAAGGCAGGGGUAGGGGCAGAGGUAUGAUGUGGCCGCCUCAUAUGCCUCUUGGGCGUGGAGCCCGACCCAUGCCAGGAAUGCAGGGCUUUAACCCUGUAAUGAUGGGUGAUGGGUUAUCCUAUGGGCCUGUGGCACCUGAUGGUUUUGGUAUGCCAGAUCUUUUUGGUGUGGGACCCCGUGCUUUUGCUCCAUACGGUCCCAGGUUCUCUGGUGAUUUUGGAGGCCCCCCAGCAGCCAUGAUGUUUCGUGGGAGACCCUCUCAACCUGGGAUGUUUCCAGGUGGUGGCUUUGGGAUGAUGAUGAAUCCUGGACGUGGUCCCUUCAUGGGGGGGAUGGGGGUUGCAGGUGCAAAUCCGCCAAGAGGGGGUAGGCCAGUUAAUAUGCCUCCAAUGUUUCCACCACCUCCACCCCUACCUCAGAACACAAACCGUGUUGCCAAAAGAGAUCAAAGAACUACUGAUAGAAAUGAUAGAUAUGGUUCAGGACCAGAGCAGGGCAAGAGUCAAGACAUGCUCAGUCAAAGUGGUGCACCAGAUGAUGACAUGCAGUAUCAGCAAGGAUACAAAGCGAACCAGGAUGAGCAUCCUGCUGUGAACAACUUCCGGAAUGAUGACAGUGAAAGUGAGGAUGAAGCACCGAGGAGGUCAAGACAUGGCGAGGGGAAAAAGAAAAGGCGAGGCCCAGAAGAUGUCAACGCAAAUUAUAAUCAUUAG
This is a messenger RNA of Sphenostylis stenocarpa, 1065 nucleotides long. Lineage: Eukaryota; Viridiplantae; Streptophyta; Magnoliopsida; Fabales; Fabaceae. The record is from the annotation of a GenBank genome assembly.